AUGCCUCUCGUCGUUCCUGGCAUCAACAGCAACUCCGGUGACAAGACCGAGGAGUGGACCAACAAGCUGGUUGGCAAGACGCUGUCGGACGAGUCGCACACCGAGACGAGCUUCUGCAAGAAGGACCUUCCGGAGCGGUGCCGCGUCAUCCAGCCCGGCCAGAUGGUGACCAAGGACUUUGUGCCGGACCGGCUCAACGUCCACGUGAAAGAGGACGGCACCGUCAGCCACGUCCAGCACGGCUAA
Messenger RNA from Neoarthrinium moseri, 246 nucleotides. RefSeq lists its product as uncharacterized. The record is from RefSeq and is a predicted model, not a curated record. The transcript is spliced from 2 exons. Lineage: Eukaryota; Fungi; Ascomycota; Sordariomycetes; Amphisphaeriales; Apiosporaceae. Bases 1 to 246 code for a protein of 81 amino acids.